GUUGGAGCUUUGGAAGACAUUUUCUUUUGUACUUUUGCAAAUUUAUUGUAUUUCUUUUUUAAAUACAUCAAUAAAUAACUAUGUUAGCUCACUAUAUAUAUAUAUAUUUUUUUAUUUUUGUUAUAAAUAAUUUAGGUAUCUUAAUUCUAUAUUUUGAAGUACUUUUCAUCUCUAGAUAAUCAUAAGUGUAUUUUCACUAGCUAGUCACUACACGUAACGAGUCAUCAUCAUUGUCACGUUUAUAAAAAUAUACUAUAAAUGUACUUUUAUUUUGGAGAGAGACUUUAAAGCCAAACAAAGCAGGUAAUCUUUUAUCUGUAUUGUACCCAUAGAUAUACAUACACAUGUGCAUUAGCUGAAAAAAUAAAACAACAAUUAAAUAAAGCCGAAAGCUUUCCCCAAUUAAGAAAUCAUUUAACAUAAGAGUUAGAAAAGUAAAUCUCACAAAAGUGAUAUCUACUGACAUUUUAAACAUAUUUUCAAUAAUUAGUUUUACCCAUUAAUUCACAAAUUAUCACAUAAAACUUUGAUAUGUCAUUGGACUAUACGCUGUUAUUUGAUUUGGCAUAAUACUUAACUUUGAUAAGUUAAACUGCUGUAAUAAUAUAAGUAACAAUCAAUUAGUAUAAAACUAGCAUGAGUCUUGUGGCUUACGAGAACUACUUUUUUCAAAGUGGCUUGCUAAAUACUCAUUGUUUUGUGUGUUUAAUUCGUUUCAGCUAGCAAUCAAUUUGUCACUUAUUAACCUAACCAUAUAAGCUUGGAUAUCAGUAGUAAAGUUUUAUCCAAGUUAAAAUAGCUAAGACUAAAAGAAUGCACAAACAGAAAUGACUAUAAGCGAGUAUUUUGGCUUUGAAUGAGACUUGUGGUGAUUAGUAAAUAACUAGAUACAUACAACAGAACUAUAACACUGUUUCCAGCUUGCAACUAUUUAGAAGUCUUCACUAUUUAUACAAAAUAAAAAUUGUUUUAUUAUCGUGAAAGAAGAAAAAAUAUAGUUAAUACUAUAUGUUGUAUUUUAGGAAAUAAUGAAUGAGGGUGGAAUCAUGCAAGGCUAAUGGCUAAGCAAUAGUGUGGUCUUGUGUUGUGCCAGCUAGGAACCCCAAGGGGAUCCAAAGAACCUCGCAAAGGGUAUAUCCGCCAUUGACCCUCAUCUUCUAUUACACAACUCUUCCGUAUUUAAGACACUUCAACUCUUCACAUGACUUUCAAAAAUCUCCAUCUUCUCUCGUGUUUGGCUGUGUAUAUAUAUAUAUUAAAUAUUUAUUUAAUUUUCUGGAUCAAGAAGAGAGAAAAGUUCUGAUUGUCUCACGAAAACUCCUACAACAAUGGCGGUUUAUGUCGAGAAGAAACACUGGUGGCUCCGUAACAAGAAGAUCGUGGAUAAGUACAUGAAGGAAGCGAAGAAUCUGAUAGCGAGCCAAGAUCCAAACGACGUCGAAUCAGCUCUAAACCUCCUCGACUCUGCUCUCUCCGUCUCUCCUCGCUACGAGCUCGCUCUCGAGCUCAAAGCCAGAUCGCUUCUCUACCUCCGUCGAUUCAAAGACGUCGCAGAUAUGCUCCACGAUUACAUUCCGAGCCUUAAAUUCUCCGGAGAAGACUCCGGCAUCGGUUCGUCCGAAUCGUCUCGAGAAUCGGUUAGCCUUCUGAACGAGUUGCCGAGUCACGGUGGUGAGUCUGGUGACUCGUCUUUCAAAUGCUUCUCCGUCUCCGAUUUGAAGAAGAAAGUCAUGGCAGGGUUGAGUAAAAACUGCAACGAACAAGGGCAGUGGAGAUACUUGGUUCUUGGUCAAGCUUGUUGCCAUCUUGGUUUAAUGGAGGACGCGAUGGUUCUUCUCCAAACCGGUAAACGGUUAGCCACCGCAGCCUCCCGUCGUCAGAGCAUAUCAUUAUCCGACGACAGCUUCAUCCUCUUCUCCUCCUCCUCCGACGGCGGCGGCUCCUCGCCUCCCUCCUCCGCGCGAUUCCUCACCGAAUCCGAUCACGUGCUAUCUCACAUUAAGCUCCUCUUGCGCCGCCGCGCCGCCGCACUCGCCGCUCUCGACGCCGGACUCUACUCCGAAUCAAUCCGCCAUUUCUCCAAAAUCCUCGACAGCCGCCGCGCCGCGCCGCAGGGCUUCCUCGCCGAGUGCUUCAUGCACCGCGCCUCGGCGUACCGAUCCGCCGGGAGAAUCGCCGAGUCCGUCGCCGACUGCAACAAGACCUUAGCGUUGGAUCCGUCGUGCCUCCGAGCGUUGGAGACCAGAGCGGCCUUGCUCGAGUCCGUGCGGUGUUUCCCUGACUCGCUUCACGAUUUGGAGCACUUGAAGCUUCUUUACAAUUCGAUAUUACGUGACCGGAAACUUCCCGGUCCGGUUUGGAAACGGCACAAUGUCCGGUACAGAGAGAUACCGGGGAAGUUAUGCGUUUUGACGUCGAGGAUUCAACAAUUGAAGGAGAGAAUCGCUAACGGAGGAAUCGGAAACGUUGAUUACUACGCUCUGAUGGGAAUCAGACGCGAUUGCUCGAGAUCGGAGCUGGAUCGAGCUUACUUGCUGCUCAAUUUAAAGCAUAAACCGGAGAGAUCAAUGUCGUUUAUUGACCGGUUUGAGUUAACCGAGGACGAGGAGGAAUUAGACUCGGUUAAGGACCGGGCUCGAAUGUCAACUCUAUUACUAUACAGGUUGAUUCAAAAGGGUUACUCCGUCGUGACAAGUGACCUUAAGCAGCGUAGAGUCGCGGGAACGGACACGCCGAUUAGAGCGGGUGCGGCGAAUAAUAAUGUGAAUGUGGUGAAAGGAGUGUUUUGUAGAGAUUUGACGGUGGUUGGGAGUUUGAUUGCACGGACCGGGUUUAACCAACCGAUUCCGGUUAAGUACGAAGCGCUUAGUUGCUGAUUUUGUAUGUACAAUAGAAAAGACAGAUCACAUUGGAUGAAAUUAUGGAUAAUAAGAAUAUUGUCUGCCCGAGAUUUUUUGGAGCUUUCUCACUUGUAUGUUUCUUCUUUAUUCUUCUCUCUCUAUCAAAAAAAUAUAUUUAAUUUGACUU
Brassica rapa (field mustard) is the source of this 3027-nucleotide messenger RNA. RefSeq lists its product as uncharacterized. Gene Ontology annotation, molecular function: protein binding. The record is from RefSeq and is a predicted model, not a curated record. Lineage: Eukaryota; Viridiplantae; Streptophyta; Magnoliopsida; Brassicales; Brassicaceae.